CCUCAAUGCAGUCAGAGACUGGACAUAUGUCAAAGUAACGGAACACUAUCGUGCAAAACUGCAAAAAGAUCAGAGGCAAGUGCUAGAUUCUAUAAAAAAGGAUCUUCAGAAGGUUGUAUUGGAUUUAGAAUUUGACGAGACAAAGAGAAAAAAAGCUCAAGAAAUCCUUGAUCAAUGGAAGGUUAAGAAAAUAAACCAACUUAACAACUUAACUGGAGAUUUUGCAGUCCAGAACAUCGACAAUCGCCGUGUAAGUUCGGGAAAUUAUCAUUGCGAUGAUCAAGAAGAAAAGAGGAAUACCAAAUCUACUUCUUCAGUCGAUAGUUCUAUAGGUGAUUUGAAUGGCGACCAAGUUGCAGAAAUUGAUGGAAUUAUUAUAUCUGGCUUGCUUUUUUCAAACAUAACUCUUGAGGAAAUAUGGAUAAAAGUUAUGGAACGAUUGAAAAAAGAAAAAUUGCGAGUGCAGUCUAUUGAAUCCCGGAUUGUGGAUAUUUCAAAUUGGACGAAAGUCGAAUGGAACAGGAUUCUUAAGGUAUCAGACUAUUCGCAAUUAUUUAUCAAGUCAAGAAAAAAGCUCUGCAAGGAGAAGAUUGAUAAGAAAGUUCAACAAUUGCUACGCAGUGAAUCUGGUCGGUUUUUAUUUAUGCAGUUGCUUGCUUUUUACAACACAUUCAGAGAUUAUAAUGAUUCUUGGUCCAAUAUUGGCAUGCUUUUAGAAGAAUUUGAUAUCGGCACUUUUGAGCUUAACUGGAUUGAGAAGGAAUCUCGUAGUGUUACAAAUCGAAAACGAAAGGCUGUGCAUGAAGAAUACAUGACGCUAAACUCUAACAUGAGAAAAAUGGAUUUAAUUAUCUCAUUGCGAAGUCAUGAAACUGAGCUACUACCACUUGAAGUAGGAAAUACGGAAGGACCCAUUGAUGAUACCAAAUAUCGAAAGGAUCAUUCAAAACUUAAGGCAGAACUUGAAGAAGUUUUUACCAUUGGCAUUCAAAUUACUGGCAUAAGAUGGACUAUCUACUCGAUUUCUUAUGAUAGUUCUCAAAAUUUUUAUUUUUUCGUUGAGAUGGCAACACUGAUACUUCCAACAACGUUCUCCGAUAUGGAAGAUCUUUUGCCAAGUUUUUUGGAAAAUCUUCUUGCAUUACGGCACACACUAAUAGAUCUAGUUACAAAGAUACGAAAAAUUGCUCGAAAACGACUUAAUACACCAUCUCCACAAUCGUCACCAUUACACGAAACAACAGAUACCCCUGACGUGAAAAAACAAAAGCAAGAUCCUUUUUGGAUCUUAGAUAAUUUGUAUUGA
Molecule: messenger RNA, 1306 nt
Organism: Dentiscutata heterogama
Lineage: Eukaryota; Fungi; Glomeromycota; Glomeromycetes; Diversisporales; Gigasporaceae
Source: the annotation of a GenBank genome assembly